This is a messenger RNA of Chlamydomonas reinhardtii, 445 nucleotides long. RefSeq lists its product as uncharacterized. The transcript is spliced from 3 exons. NCBI's taxonomy places the organism in Eukaryota, Viridiplantae, Chlorophyta, Chlorophyceae, Chlamydomonadales, Chlamydomonadaceae. Bases 61 to 270 code for a protein of 69 amino acids. The record is from RefSeq and is a predicted model, not a curated record.
CCUGGCGUGCGAGCUGUGCCCAUGACUCCCGCCAUCAGCAGCGGCACAAAGCCAGCAAGUAUGGAACAGCGGCGACAGCGCGUCAUGACGACUGAGCAGCGGCAGCCGCUCCGGCACCGCCAACCGCACCACAAGUUUUCGUGGGCAGCGCGGCCAGUUGGCUCCGGCGCCUGCAGCUUCCAGUCCCGCGCGGAGGCCUGGGUUAGAUUGCAGACGCCGGCGCCCGGUGCAGCCACCAUACAGCCUGAGCCGAGCACCGGUCGUGGCUAGUAGCAGCUGCGGCGGCGCGGCCUUACGCCUUACACUGCAGUUGGGUCCGGCGCCAGCAGCUCCCCGUUCCGCGCACUCAACGUACUGCUGACUGCUUGCUGGAGCCGUGGGGCCGGAGGCCUGGGUUAGAUCAAGCGGGGCGCGCUUUGGAGCCCGAUAGCGCUUAUACGCCCCA